Perkinsus marinus ATCC 50983 is the source of this 198-nucleotide messenger RNA. RefSeq lists its product as hypothetical. NCBI's taxonomy places the organism in Eukaryota, Perkinsozoa, Perkinsida, Perkinsidae. The record is from RefSeq and is a predicted model, not a curated record. Gene Ontology annotation, biological process: mRNA 3'-end processing. Gene Ontology annotation, cellular component: mRNA cleavage stimulating factor complex. The annotation marks the transcript as partial. The transcript has a single exon. Gene Ontology annotation, molecular function: RNA binding; protein binding.
CCUGAAACCUCACUCGGGGCAUCCGGUGUUUACCGUCCAAUGGAGCCGUAACUGUCGUUAUCUCCUUACGAGCGGAGGGGACCAUCGAGCAAGGCUGUGGGACAUGAGGACGGGGAAGGAGCUUAUGGUGUAUUCUGGCGCGACGACGUCUACGGACUGCUCUUUCAUGACAGCCACGUUUGUUGGGAAUGAACAGUA